Mollisia scopiformis is the source of this 2909-nucleotide messenger RNA. RefSeq names its product putative glycogen. The record is from RefSeq and is a predicted model, not a curated record. Lineage: Eukaryota; Fungi; Ascomycota; Leotiomycetes; Helotiales; Mollisiaceae. The transcript is spliced from 6 exons. The coding region runs from base 382 to 2496 and encodes 704 amino acids. Gene Ontology annotation, cellular component: cytoplasm. Gene Ontology annotation, biological process: glycogen biosynthetic process. Gene Ontology annotation, molecular function: alpha-1,4-glucan glucosyltransferase (UDP-glucose donor) activity.
AGAGCAGAAAGCUAUCCCCGGUUCCUUCCAUCCUCCUCGACCUUGCUCCUCUUCCUAUUCUUCACCUUUCAUAAAACAAAGACAUUCCUAUCUUCCGCACGCAUUGUGUGCUGUCGUACCACAUCGCAUACAUUCCUUUCAGUUGGUUUCUCAAUUGACGUAUCUUCAAAAGGACGUCAGAGCUUCCAAUUCCCACCACACACAAUUCCUGCAGCAGGAGAAGAGCAAGAUCAUUGCUCCUUCCUCGCUCUCAGGUAGUCGACGGGCUUUCCAGCUUCGAAAUUGGAAAUACGUCGAUCGCGCCAUCCCCAGCCAUCUUCUUUCCUCACCAACAUCAGACCAUCAAAAUCCGUCGCAAAGAGAAACAUCCCACAAAACACCAUGUCUGAAGGGAACAGAGACAUCCGGAACCACUUUCUGUUCGAGAUAGCCACUGAGGUUGCGAACCGAGUGGGUGGUAUCUACUCUGUCAUCAAAUCCAAAGCACCGGUGACCACCGCAGAAUAUGGGGACAGAUAUACCCUUAUUGGGCCUCUCAAUAGGCAAUCGGCCGCUGUGGAGGUCGAAGCACUCACGCCCACGAAUCCACAAUUAGCUGCGACCAUUGAGUCGAUGGAAGCGCGAGGCAUUGGCAUUGUAUACGGGCGCUGGUUGAUUGAGGGAGCUCCUAGAGUUGUUUUGAUCGAUACAAAAACCGCCUACCGAUUUCUAGACGAGUGGAAGGCCGAUCUCUGGAAUACCGCAGGAAUCCCAUCCCCACCCGGUGAUGAUGAGACCAAUGAGGCAGUAGUCUUUGGAUACCUUGUUGCGUGGUUUUUGGGAGAGUUCGUUGCGCAUGAGAAGACCAAAGCUGUGAUUGCACACUUCCACGAAUGGCUGUCCGGUGUAGCACUUCCGCUCUGCAAGAGGCGUCGAAUUGAUGUUACCACAAUCUUCACUACCCACGCUACCCUGCUCGGACGAUACCUUUGCGCAGGCUCUGUCGAUUUCUACAAUAACCUACAAUACUUCGAUGUGGAUGCAGAGGCUGGAAAGCGUGGAAUCUACCACCGAUACUGCAUUGAGCGUGCAGCAACACACUCGUGCGAUGUCUUUACCACUGUUUCCCACAUUACCGCAUACGAGUCUGAGCAUCUCCUAAAGCGAAAACCAGAUGGUGUUCUUCCUAAUGGUCUCAAUGUUACGAAAUUCUCUGCCAUGCACGAAUUUCAAAAUUUACAUCAGCAGGCAAAGGAGAAGAUCCACGAUUUCGUACGAGGCCACUUCUACGGACACAAUGAUUUCGAUCCCGAGAAUACCCUUUAUUUUUUCACUGCUGGUCGAUACGAGUACAGAAAUAAGGGUGUGGAUAUGUUCAUUGAGUCUCUGGCGCGUCUUAACCACAGACUGAAGUCUUCGGGGUCUAAGAUGACUAUUGUUGCAUUUAUUAUCAUGCCUGCACAAACUCAAUCUUUGACUGUUGAAGCUUUGAAGGGACAAGCUGUGAUCAAGUCAUUGCGAGAUACGGUGGAUGUGAUCGAACACAGCGUUGGGAAGCGAAUCUUCGAGCGAGCUCUCAAAUGGCAUGAUGGAGACCCAAUGCCCGAUGAGAAGGAUUUGAUCACCAGCCAGGACCGAAUUCUGCUCCGCAGACGAUUAUUCGCCAUGAAGAGACACGGCCUUCCACCUAUUGUCACGCACAACAUGGCAAACGACGCAGACGACCCAAUUCUAAAUCAAAUCCGCAGAGUUCAACUCUUCAACCAUCCUACAGACCGUGUCAAGAUCGUCUUCCAUCCUGAGUUCUUGAACUCUGCCAAUCCAGUUCUGCCAAUGGAUUACGACGAAUUCGUUCGAGGUACCCAUCUUGGUGUCUUCUCAUCUUACUAUGAGCCAUGGGGUUAUACUCCUGCUGAGUGUACUGUGAUGGGUGUACCGAGUAUCACAACGAAUCUAUCAGGUUUCGGAUGUUAUAUGGAAGAGUUGAUCGAAAACUCGACCGAUUACGGAAUCUACAUUGUCGACCGAAGAAUGAAGGGCGUUGAUGAUUCAGUCAACCAGCUCACAUCUUUCAUGUUCGACUUUGCGGGCAAGUCUCGCCGUCAACGUAUUAACCAGCGAAACCGAACCGAGAGGCUGAGCGAUCUGCUGGACUGGAAGAGAAUGGGUAUGGAGUAUGUGAAGGCUAGACAAUUGGCCCUCCGCAGAGCCUACCCAGCUUCCUUCAGCAGCGAAGACGAAGACGACUUCAUCCCAGGCAUUGAGCAAAAGAUCUCACGGCCAUUCAGCGUACCAGGUUCGCCAAGAGAUAGAAGUGGUAUGAUGACUCCGGGUGAUUUCGCCAGUCUGCAAGAAGGACGAGAAGGUUUGAGCACGGAAGAUUAUGUUGCGUGGAAGUUGCCUGAGGAAGAAGACCCUGACGAGUACCCAUUCCCUCUUACCCUGCGAGCGAAGAGACCUCAAGGGCCGACAAGUCCUGCCGAACCAGUCAUCACCAACGGCAAUGGUCUUUCAUAGUCAAUCUGCGGGAAGGAUUCCGGGAGAGAAAUGAGCUGCAUUCUCGCAGUGCGGACCAUAUUUGAAGGCAGCGUUGCUGGGUUAUGGAUUCUGGAUUUAACACAGAACUCAUGUGUUGAAUGGGGUCGAUAAGAACUCGAAAUGGAUGGAUGGUUGACAUUGGAGGUGGAAGGUAGAGCAGUGUGUGUAAUCUUGUACCAAGAGUCGUUUCAUCGUUGACUUUAUCAUCGCUCGCGCUGCAUGAAGUUCCUUUUACCCUUGCGGCUUUUGUGCUUUUCCAGAUUUUGAAAAUGUGUAUAUUCUUUUCAGACAAUGGAACGGGAUUUUCAACUCCGCUGCUCCUCGAAGGGCCAGACAUUAUGAUGGUGAAAAUGUAUGUCAGAUUUUGAGCUUCUGAAUAUCGAAGAUUGUGG